This is a messenger RNA of Gloeophyllum trabeum ATCC 11539, 801 nucleotides long. RefSeq lists its product as uncharacterized. Bases 1 to 801 code for a protein of 266 amino acids. Lineage: Eukaryota; Fungi; Basidiomycota; Agaricomycetes; Gloeophyllales; Gloeophyllaceae. The transcript is spliced from 13 exons. The record is from RefSeq and is a predicted model, not a curated record.
AUGUCUGGUCUCGAAGUCCCCUCGUUGAGCUUGGACAAUUCUCUAGGGGCACUCUUCACAGGGAUCUUGGGUGCUGCGAUCCUAUUCGGUAUAACUAACGCUCAGGUUUUCCUCUACUUUCAUCAGCGUCAGACGGACUCCCUGUGUCUAAAGACCUUGGGGGUUGCGCGCUAUAUCCUAGGAGCCUUUUGGAUAUUCAUACGGAGAAUAUGGAGAUUAAGCAGAGGCAAUCACUACAUCGUUCCGGUCAUCAACUGGGUAACGCUGAAUCGACCAGGGAAUACCUACACUCGUAAUCUUCGGUUCUGGUAUCGCCAGGGUGUUCGCGCGUUCGAAGAAUACAGAAGGUUAUCACAUGGUCGCCGACCAGUCGAUAUCUGUCUUGAAUACAUUGUUCCUCUGGAGAAGCCGGACCGAGUCGAAACCAGUCGAUGUCCCGAACAUACUAGUAAUAUACGGAGUCAACGCAGGCAUAUUAACAAGUCUUUGUUCCUUGGUUAUAUUCCUGACGGUAUAUUUGUUCCUUUUGGGAUAGGCGAUGAGUCUCACCUAUACUUCAAUAUACUUCAACACCUUACUGGGUUCCCUGAACGCUCGUCCACCCAAGCAGACGACGACACAGCAGACUGUCGCCAUGUCUCCUGUCUCCGGUUCAAGACCCCGACGGUCCUUUGGCCUCGCCCGCCAGCCGAGGCCGCAACCCUUGCGCCGUCUCAGAUCGCUAUCAACAUCGAGACGGUGACGGAACAGAAAACCGACUCAUUGUCCCUGAAGCACCCCCAAAAAUGGUCGACUCACUGA